AUGAAGGUGCUCCAGGCGAACCUCAACCACGCCCGCCAGGCCCAGGAUCUUUUCCUUCACAGCCUGGCGGAGCGUGGUUGUGGACUCGGAAUCGUGGCCGAGCCGUACCGUGUCCCCAAGAAUCCGUGCUGGGUGGGGAGCACGGACGGAUCGGCCGCGAUCGUAUGGAGGAGAACGGGAGAAAGAACCCCCCCUAUCUCCAGACUAAAAACGGGAGAGGGAUGGGUCGCAGUUGAGAGGGGACCCUUGGUCGUGAUCGGGGUAUAUAUUAGACCCAGCCUCUCCAGGGCGGAAGUGGAGGCCCGACUCCAAGACCUGGAGGACGUGGUCCGGGAAUAUCUUCCUGGGCCAAUACUGGUCGCCGGGGACUUCAACGCCAAAUCGGCACUUUGGGGUUCCCGGCGACCGGACGCCAAAGGGGCGGAUGUGGAGGCCUGGGCAACUCGCCUGGGCCUUCACCUGGAAAAUGUAGGGGCGGUUAGCACCUGCGUGAGGCCGCAGGGGGAGUCAAUCGUCGAUCUGACGUGGACCUCCCCUGCGGCCGCGAGGAGAGUAAGAAAAUGGGAGGUCGCGGAGAGCAUGGAGAUGCUAUCCGACCACCUCCCCAUAGAACUGGAGCUCUCCUGGGAGGACAGAAGGAGGGGGGCGCAGAAGCAGGCUGUCAGGUGGAGGGUUGAUAAACUGGACACCGACAAACUGGUAGAGUCGCUGGGUGCGGCGCUAUGGGCGUAG
Vollenhovia emeryi is the source of this 732-nucleotide messenger RNA. RefSeq lists its product as uncharacterized. Gene Ontology annotation, molecular function: catalytic activity. The record is from RefSeq and is a predicted model, not a curated record. The transcript has a single exon. Lineage: Eukaryota; Metazoa; Arthropoda; Insecta; Hymenoptera; Formicidae. Bases 1 to 732 code for a protein of 243 amino acids.